Molecule: messenger RNA, 2362 nt
Organism: Drosophila elegans
Lineage: Eukaryota; Metazoa; Arthropoda; Insecta; Diptera; Drosophilidae
Product: purine nucleoside phosphorylase
Exons: 1
Coding region: 1315-2319 (334 amino acids)
Biological process (GO): nucleoside metabolic process
Cellular component (GO): cytoplasm
Molecular function (GO): purine-nucleoside phosphorylase activity
Source: RefSeq, a predicted model, not a curated record
UCAAAGUCACACAAAUCGGCUGCGAACAGCUGGGCACUGGAUUCGUUGACAAAUGCGACUGUAUUAACAUGGAUGAGGCAAAGUUGUCACUGAUUUGCCCAACUAAUUAGCAAAAAUAUUGAUUCUAAACUCGGCCUACUCCAGUCUAUACCAGCACACUCCAGACUGUCGAUGCACAGAAAGAAAAUACAAAUUUUUUGUUUGUUCUUCUACCUCUUAUUUCAUAAAGAUAAAUCGAUAAACAUAUUGUCUUUUAUUUCUGGACCUAUAUGUAUUCAAAAACUAAAGAAGGGAUAUUCAUCGGAUAUUUUUGAAAUUUUCUCUCCGUGCUUCUCAGCUUCAUCUCAGUCUCGUCUUGAGGGUCUUGUUUAUCGUCGGCUAUGUAUGGACGUAUUUAAUUUAUCCACUCACUCCACUGGCAUCGUGGAAUAUACUAUGGAUGCUGUAAACGAACUCUGGCACGAAGUGACAUUGAACGCCGUCCACAAUAGCCAACUGUCGGGGCGUUGACGAUGUGCCGCCAUGCGUAUGAGCGUUAUUAUCACGUAUACGCAUGGUAAACAUGUUAAACAACAUCUUUCCCAUCCUUUUGGGGGCGCAAUAUGGGCGUGCCCGAAACCCGAAAAACACUUUUUGCUUCUGUGUACAUAAAUAAAUUCAAUCUUGCCACUGGCUUAUAAGGGCUUACGGAUUUUGAUUUAAUUUUAGCGAAUGCAAAACACGAAAAUUAACAAAAAACUUACCCAUUAAAUUGUAUAUUAUAUAUUUGUUAGGGACAAAGGACGAAAAUUUCAUACUUUUUUUGAGGAAACGUGAAAUUAAUCGGUUUACGAUUAAAAUAAUUAACCAAAGAGAUUCUGUAACUAGAGUAAUACUGAUACGUAAACGACAAAAUAAGAGCGAAUGUGACUCAAAAAUAUGCAAAAUUAAAUCCAUUCGUCCUUAAUUUGUUUGGUAGUAGUCUUGCCAACCAAACUUCAUCCGACAAUGCACAGCUGGAGUUCGGAAUGCAUCAACCAGGCAUUUUACAGACGUCAUGCCGUCUCUUUGUGCCUUUGUAUUUCAGUCAGACUAUGCCUUUUUUUUUAUUUUUCGCAUUAUUCGACUCACACUUCCACAGGAUUAAUUAAGGUAUGACUUAAAAGGCAUUGUCAUCUGCUUACAUAAAUAAUAAUAAUGGAACUAAAUUAAAAAUUGAAAGCACCCACAUUCUAUGCCUUAAAAGUCAUAAUAUACAUUUUGUUUUACAACUCCUUGGUGGUAGAUAGAAAAUUCCAAAUUUGCCGCCAAUUUGGUGACCUCAACUUGGCCAUAAUGUGUAACAUCGACUGCUGCUCGGGCCGGUCACCAAUUGCCAAGCGAAUGGCGGCCCGUCGGCUUUUGCAGCUGCAGGAGGAGGAGGAACGCAGGAAGCCCAAGCUGGUGAUCCCGACGCCCCAGAGCCUGUUCUACCCCUACGAAGAAGUGGAGGCCAUGUCUCAAUAUAUCAUAGAAACCAGUCACAUUCGUCCGAAAUACGGUUUGAUUUGCGGCAGCUUCCUGGGCUCGAUGAUCUCCCUGGUGGAGCAACCGGUGGUCAUUCCCUUCGCGGAUAUCCCCAACUUUCCCGCCGGCAUUGAGGCAAAUGAUAGCCUCGUUGUGGGCAACGUGAUGGGUGCUCCCAUUAUCGCUUUGGUCAAUCGGUUCCACUCCUGCGAUGGCUACAAUCUGGCCACCUGUUCGCUGCCCGUUCGCGUGAUGCAGUUGUGCGGGGUCAAGACCAUCAUGCUGACCUCCAGGGCAGCUGCUGUGAAUCAACAAUACGGCCUGGGCGAUAUUAUGCUGAUCGAAGACCACAUCAAUGUAGUGGGCAUGAUGGAUCAGACCUCGCUGGAGGGGCCAAGUGAUCCGCGAUUUGGCAGUCGACCCUUCUCGAUGGUCGACUCCUACGACAAGGACCUGCUGGCGAUGGGUCUCGACAUUGGCCGGGAGAUUGGCUUGAACAAAUUCCUGCACCGUGGCGUCUACGCCUGCCUGGGUGGUCCUGCCAAUGAAACUUUGGCCGAGGAGCGAGCACUGCGAACAAUGGGUGUGGAUGCCGUGGGCAUGUCCUUGUUGCCCGAAGUUAUAGCCGCCCGGCAUGGUGGCCUGAAAAUCUUCUCCUUUGUCAUAAUCAGUUGGGCGGCCAACGAUAAGCCCGCUGAGGAAGGUGACAAAGACGCAGAUCACAGAUCAUCAAGGACCGAGGAUAAGGAACCGAUGGAGGUCUCACCGCUAAGAGUGCAAGCCUGUUGCGAUUUGAUUGGUCGCCUACUCUACGAUAUGCACCAAGAGCGCUGACGAUCGAUUCGUCCCGUCCCGAAAAUAGAUUUCUUGAAGCCCC